This is a messenger RNA of Closterium sp. Naga37s-1, 1767 nucleotides long. The record is from the annotation of a GenBank genome assembly. NCBI's taxonomy places the organism in Eukaryota, Viridiplantae, Streptophyta, Zygnematophyceae, Desmidiales, Closteriaceae.
AUGGCGGCAAGCGCGGCGGGCAACGCGCUGGAAAGCGCCGCAGCGGCGGUUUCGGGUGUAUCGGCUGGAUCCGCGGGAGGGGGGGGCACUGCUGCGGGGGCGUUAAACGGCGGAGGGGUUGGGAAAGGGCGGAGGUCGCUGCAGCAAGAGGUGGCAAUUAAGAAGCUGGACUCAAAGAGCCUUCAGGUUCCUCCCAUCACCAUUAUCCCUUUCUUCUCAAUUGCUCUGUUGCUCCAUCCCCUCUUGCUCUUGCUCCCCUAUCCCCUCUUGCUCCCCUAUCCGCUCUUGCUCCCCAACCCUUCUCCCUCCCCCAACCCCUCUCCCUCCCCCAUCCCCUCUUCCUCCCCCAUCCCCCCUCCCUCCCCCAUCCGCUCUUCCUCCCCCAUCCCCCCUUCCUCCCCCAUCCCCCCUUCCUCCCCCAUCCCCCCUUCCUCCCCCAUCCCCUCUAUCUCCCCCAUGCCCCCUUCCUCCCCCAUCCCCUCUUCCUCCCCCAUCCCCCCUUCCUCCCCCAUCCCCUCUUCCCUCUUUGUUCGAUAUCCUCCCUUCCUUCCCUAUUCCUUCCUUCCCCUUGCACCAUGGUCACAAGGAGUGGAUGGUGGAGGUGCUCUUCUAGGCCUUAUCGACCACCCCAACCUCGUCAAGCUGCUUGGCUUCUGUGCCGAGGGCCACCUUCUCUCUCCCCUAUGCCUUUCAUUCACUCAUUCCCCUCUCUCUUCGCCCUGCCUCUGCCCCACCUGCAUCUCAGGGUCACAAGGAGUGGUGGUGGAAGUGCACCUGCUCGGCCUUAUAGACCACCCCAACCUCGUCAAGCUCCUCGGUUUCUGUGCCGAGUGCCUCCUUCUCUCUUCCCUCUGCCUUCCAUUCACUCACUGCCCUCUCUCGUCCCUCUGCCUCUGCAUCACUCACCACUGCAGGGUCAUAAGGAGUGGAUGGUGGAGGGUCAUAAGGAGUGGAUGGUGGAGACUGAAGAUGGCACUGGGGACGGCCAGAGGGCUGGCUCACCUGCAUGAGGAGGUGCAGGUCCCGAUUAUCUACCGUGAUUUCAAGACAUCCAAUGUGCUUCUAGACGCGGACUUUUGCCCGAAGCUCUCUGACUUCGGGCUGGCAAGGGAAGGGCCCAUGGGGGAUGAGACACACGUGUCAACGCAGGUGCGCGGCACGGCAGGGUAUGCAGCUCCUGAGUACAUGAUGACAGGCCGUCUAACACCGAAGAAUGACGUGUGGGCGUUUGGAGUCGUUCUUCUAGAGCUGCUCACAGGGCGGCCCUCCAUCGAUCAACGCCGACCGCCACCGGAAGUCAAUAUAGUUCAGUUUGCGCGGCCGUACCUACAUAAUAGUGCGGAUUUGUCGAGGAUUAUGGAUCCUAGACUCGGGGAUAAGUACCCCAAGCAAGCAGCUGCGAAGGUGGCGGAGCUGGCGAGAUGGUGCCUGGUGAAUGACCCGUUUAAGAGGCCGAUUAUGAGUGAGGUUGUGCAGAACCGCCUUCUUCCUCUCUUCACAUCCAUCCACCUCAGCCCACCCCCACGUGCCGCCAUGGCCGCUAUCUCCAUGAGCAUGACCCCUAUGGUCCUGGCGGCCAAGGGCAAGGAGGAGGGUUCCUUCCUGGACUGGCUCGACAACGCCACCGUGAAGCAGGUGUCGUGGACCGAGACUGACUCGACCCUCGUGAGCAUUAGGGAGGGUAAGGGUUCCAGGCCUGGGACGCAGUCCAAGACUUCGAAGAAGACGAAAGAGACGAAAGAGGCUAAGCCCUUCUGGAAGAAGUAA